CGUCCCUAGCAGAUGAUAUUCUGGCAGCAUGAAACGGUGGUUUCGGACCGGAGCGACCUUGUUGGUUGGAGCGGGAAUCGGAGCUUCAGCGAUCCGCCUGCUGAGCCUCAGCGGCCGUGUUGAGGAGGAGGAGAAACACGGUCCUCAUCCGGGUCAUCCAGGUCUUUUGAGCAGAGUCCCGGUGGUCCCGGUACCGAGAGUCCAGGCCUCCGAGCUGACGGUGAGUCCAGGUGGGUCAGGAGCCGUGAUGAAGUACGGCUUUCCCUCAUUGGCCAACAUCAAAACCAGAGAGUCCUACGUCACCUCGUAUGACCCCCGCACACGCACUGCAUCCUGGGUAAUAGAGAGGCUAAACCCCGCCUCCCUGAGCGGCACAUCAGACAGGAAGUACUGCAACUUCAAAGAGGACGACAGCGUGCACAUUUUCCACAGGUCGACCAAUGCAGACUUUAGGGGGAGUGGCUUCGACAGAGGUCACCUGGCAGCUGCAGCCAAUCACAAGUGGAGUCAGAAAGCGAUGGAAGACACUUUCUACCUGAGCAACGUGGCCCCACAGAACCCUCACCUGAACCAGAACACCUGGAACAAUCUGGAGAAACUGUGUCGCUCUCUCACCAAACGUUACCUCAACGUCUACGUCUGCACCGGACCGCUCUACCUGCCCAGGCAAGAGGCUGAUGGGAAACUCUACGUCAGAUAUCAAGUUUUAGGACGAAACCACGUCGCCGUGCCAACGCAUUUCUUCAAGGUGCUGAUCCUGGAGCAGGUAGAUGGUAAAGGGGUGGAGCUUUGGUCGUAUGUUUUACCCAACGAACCAAUAGAUGAGCAGGUUCCUCUGGAGCGUUUCCUGGUUCCCAUAGAAACCAUCGAGAGAGCCUCAGGACUCCAUUUUGUGCCGAACAUCAUGAAGAGAACCAGCAGCCUGCAGGCCAUCACGGCCAGAUGACCACUACCCACAAUGCUCCUCUUCAGAUGGACUCCACUACCCACAAUGCUCCUCCUCAGAUGACCUCCACUACUCACAAUGCACCUCUUCAGAUGGACUUCAUGGCCAUGUAGUUAUGCGCGACGAUGUACUCAUGUGACAUUUGUAUGAAUCUGAAUGUUUGUGUAAAAUAUUUAUUAUUUCAAAUAAAUUCUGAUUAGAUUAUAAAAUUUAUUAAAGAAAUGAAUUUAUUAAAUAUCUAAACCUGUUUCUUUAGACACUUAAUGGCUUUAAUGUUGUCUGUAAAUUAAUAAAUUAAUUAAAACAUUAUCUUUGACAUUAAAUUCUCCAGAUGAUCAUUAAAACUCUAGUUUUACAUAUUUUUAUGCUCAUAAAUCGUUUUUUUUUUUUUAAAGUUCUAUGUAAAUGAAAUAAAAAUCUUUCAUUACAACAUUAAAGACAAAAUAUCAGAAACAGCCUGAAAAUCAAUCAUUAGGAUCUUCAAAAUAAAAUCCCACUGAUCCGAUCAGAAUGUGUCUCCAUUGGUCAGCUGUGAUGUCACUUCCUGCUCUGUAAAUACACACUAAAAACUAAACGUCCUUUCUGACAGAAUUAAUUGUUUUUAAGCAGCAAUAAUAAAGCAAAAUAACAGUU
This is a messenger RNA of Anarrhichthys ocellatus (wolf-eel), 1579 nucleotides long. RefSeq names its product endonuclease G, mitochondrial-like. The coding region runs from base 29 to 946 and encodes 305 amino acids. The transcript has 6 exons. Gene Ontology annotation, cellular component: nucleus; mitochondrial inner membrane. The record is from RefSeq and is a predicted model, not a curated record. Gene Ontology annotation, biological process: apoptotic DNA fragmentation. Gene Ontology annotation, molecular function: single-stranded DNA endonuclease activity; metal ion binding; RNA endonuclease activity. NCBI's taxonomy places the organism in Eukaryota, Metazoa, Chordata, Actinopteri, Perciformes, Anarhichadidae.